UGUAGAAGCUGAAAUCCAUCAAACACCGUUCUUCAAAAUGCAAUGGAAUGUACCAAGGUCUGUAUUCCGACUGGCACAUAGGACAUGCAUGGAACCACAUAAAGCCAAUCUUUUUGGACACUGUCAAAACCUAAAGGGACCAUUACUUUUGUAUAAAGCUGAAUCCAGAGUAGUUUUGGUACAGGGCCCUCAAAAACAAUGGCUACAUUUAUCUGCUGUCCAGUGUGUUGCAAAGGAAAGGAAGCCAUUCACUGCUCAUCCACCCCAACCAGGGGUCCUUCACCAUAAAGAGUGGGAGCAAGAUAUUUUAUCCAAGAGGAUUAUGUCAUCCAAUGUCACAUCCCCUGGAACUCCUUCGGAAAAAAAGGAAGAACCCGAUCCUUUACAAGACAAAUCUAUUAGUCUUUAUCAACGAUUUAAGAAAACAUUUAGACAAUAUGGAAAAGUUUUGAUACCAGUGCAUCUAAUAACUUCUGGUGUUUGGUUUGGAACAUUUUAUUAUGCAGCCAUAAAAGGUGUGAAUGUCAUUCCUUUUCUAGAACUCAUUGGGUUACCAGACAGCAUAGUAAACAUUCUGAAAAAUUCCCAGAGUGGAAAUGCACUAACAGCAUAUGCCUUGUUUAAGAUUGCAACACCUGCCCGAUAUACUGUGACUUUGGGAGGAACCUCCUUCACUGUGAAGUACUUGCGUAGUCGGGGCUACAUGUCGACACCGCCUCCUGUUAAGGAAUAUCUACAAGACAGGAUGGAAGAGACCAAGGAGCUCCUCACAGAGAAAAUGGAAGAAACAAAGGAUAGACUCACUGAAAAAUUACAAGAAACCAAAGAAAAAGUUUCUUUUAAGAAAAAAGUGGAAUAGGGUGCCUUCUAUAACAGGUGAUAGACAAUUUCUGCACUUUAACCCUUUAGAAACUAUGGACAAAGAUACAUGAUCCUGAUUAUUUUUUUUGGUUGGUUGCCUAAAUAUACCAGUUCUCUGAGGGUUAAAGACCUAAGAUACCUUUUUAAAGUUAAAUAUUACUAGAAAAAUCAGUGUUUUUUGAAAAGAAAAAAAUGAACCCAGGAUAAGAAUUUAACAUCAAUAGCAGCAUUAAGCAGUGGUUAGUGUCGCGUAAGUCAGAGCUCUUUUUUCGGGGUCUUCAGAAUCAUACUUGCUUUAUGUUUUGUUGCAGCUAUAAUUUAUGCAGAUGAAGCAGUUGACUCCUUGGAUAACUGAUGUGGCCCUAGACAGGGUGUUAACACUGGGUUUUCAUCUUUAUGUUAUUCAUUGAGCUUUUAACUAUAUUCAUCUCUUAAUGUGGAAACCAAUAUUACCGUCAAAACUGCCAGUGAAUAAGAGGAUACUUAGUGUUUCUGUAAAAACAGUAUAUAACAGUCAUAUACCAGUUAAAAUACACAUUUUAUAUGAAGGAAUGCGAAUAAAAAUGGAGUCUUGUAUAUGUAAGUAAGAUGUAUUGGUUACAUGUAAAUGAAAAAUUGACCCUUUAAAAAUGAUUUUUACCUG
This is a messenger RNA of Odobenus rosmarus divergens (Pacific walrus), 1504 nucleotides long. RefSeq names its product family with sequence similarity 210, member A (gene MIMS1). Bases 38 to 859 code for a protein of 273 amino acids. The transcript is spliced from 3 exons. Lineage: Eukaryota; Metazoa; Chordata; Mammalia; Carnivora; Odobenidae. The record is from RefSeq and is a predicted model, not a curated record. Gene Ontology annotation, cellular component: mitochondrion.